CUCGACGCGCUUUGAAACGGCGAACGCCGCACCUGUCAAAGAGUUGCAGAGACACGAUCACGAUCACGUGGACGUGUUGAGGCCUGUCAUGAUGGGACCGUGGGUGGCGGGCGCUUGGGAGCGUCGAGCAACAUUCAACACGACGUUCACGGCGAUCGGAUCCUCCUGGUGUUGUUUUUCUGAGGUUCUCAUCUAUGCAAUAUUCAUCUUUUCUUUGACGACACCGACGAUUACGAACUGGCACGCUCUUCAUCAACUCAUCUCAAUCAACUCAUCUCGCUGUUUCAACUUCAAAGAUUCCAGAUCUGAACUUCACCGAAUCCGAACUGCGUUCAACUUUGUUGUAUUCCCAUUCCAAUCACGCGAAUCAUUCAUCCACACACAUCUAUCACGAUCCAAUUCCACAGCUAAACCUACUCACCCACGAGCCCACGAACACACGAACCCGAAAUAUCAACACUCACCAACGAACACCAACAAACGAUGCCCUCCCAAGAGAAGACUCAAAUCCUAUUCAACUCCCCCGCACUGCACGCGCUCAAACGCGACCAGCUCAUCAAGCUAUGUAAAGCCCACUCCAUCAAAGCGUCAGGCAAGUCCGUCGAUCUUAUCGAACGGCUGAAAGAGCAUGCGCGUUCGUUACCUGCUGGUUCGUCGUCCGACACGGCGUUGUGGGACGAUGAGGAUGGGCGGGAUGUCGACGGUGAUAGCGGGCGGGAGGAGAAUGAGGAAGGAGAUGAGACGGUGAAGCCGAAUGAGCGGUGGGACGUGAUUAUGGACGACGUUCAGGUGGUGAUGGCGGAGACGGAGACAGAUUCGUCGACGGGCGGAGGGACGCUAUCAUCUCUCAGAUCACGAACAUUAGGAUCCACGACCAGUAGAGGUGGUCGCGGUGGUGGUGGUGGUGGUACUCCAGGGGAGUUUGGGACCUCAAACUCCAAAUCCUCGCUGAGUGUCAGCUCCUCCUUCAAAGCCCUCGCGUCGUCUUUGGGCCUCAAACGCGCUCUGCCGCGCAAAUCUAUCAAAUCGACAAAGUCCGUCGAGAACCUCCUCAAAGCUUCUACCACAUCCACAUCCACAUCCACUCCUCCUGUUCCUAUUCCAGCGACGGAGCAGCCCGUACAAGAAUUCUGGGACUUCUCCGAACCAUCACCCGAACCCGUCCCAGGCCAACCCUCGCGACCCGGCAUCCCAGCCCCCCAAGACGCACGUCUCAGCCUCGGAAUGCUAGGCCACGGCAGCACGCCCUCCUCCUCCCGACGCCCCAGUACACAGCUCGCACCCGACGACAACGGACCAACGACGACGAUCCGACUUAUCUCUUCUAGCUCUUCUAUCACUAGUCUCCCGUGGUCGAUGUCCACCGACGACUUUGACGCGUCUGGUACCAGUGCCCAAGAUGCCCACGAAUUUUCAACAACAUCAACGGAUGAGUCUCACGGUCUUUCCUCGUCUUCGUAUUCUGCCGCACUGGGACACGCGACACCCAACUUAAAGCCUUUCAAGACGAGCUUCGACAUCACCUUCGGCAGUCCCUCCGUCGAUCUCACCACGCACGACAAGACUCCCCGAGCGGGCUCGCGGAUCGCAGGUGUCCCCGUCUGGCCGCUCUCACCCGAAAAGCCACUCGAGUACGAGCGGUUGUACCCCGUCCUUCCGCUCGAUGACUUUCCCCCUCGAGCUCUUCCUGCUCAUGCAUACGGGAAUGGGAAGGCGCAGGAGGUGGCGGCAGGCGACGUUUUGAUGAAGGAAUUCGAACGGGAUGCCGCGUACGUAAACGUGACGACGACUACAGCCACCGCUGCUUCUUCGAACCCUGGAACGGCAAACGCGGAGGCGGAGGCGGAGGAUGACGAGAUGGGCAUGGGCAUGCCUGGCGUGUUUCAUUCGGGCUCAUCGUCGACCGUGCCUGUGCCCAUUGCUGUGCCCACGCCAACGCCUGCGUUGAGGUUGAAGUUGCAGAAGAUACAGACGCCGGGGAAGGUGUUUGCGCGACCGAAGCUCGGCGACGAUAUGUUCUCUCCUGCGCUUGCUACGUCUUCGGACGACGCGUCUGACCACAAUACCACGAUCAAUGAGAAGAAACGCGAGGAUGAGGAGAAGGAUAUGGCGCAAGAGAAGGAGAGCACGCCCAUCGCCAUCCCGCGCAGUCCCGCAACACUGUCGCUCACCGCGUCCAAGUCCUCCAUUGUUCCCCGCAGCCCAGGCAUGCGCCACCUCGCCUCCCCCUCCAAACCGUCCACCACCAACGACAACAGCAACAACCACUUGACCGUCCCCGCCCCCCAACCUUUCGUAUUCGGCUCCCCCGCCAAUGCAGUCUCGAACAAAGCCUUCAGCGGCGCCGCACAGUCCGUCCUCGACGAGAUGAACAAACGCCUCGCCGCGAACGGGACCAAAGCCGUCUCGUCCGAACUCCUCUCUGACCCUGCUGCGUUCUCACUCGCGGACUAUGCUGCGGGGAGUGGUAUGGCGAGGAGUGGGAGUGGGGAUAGGUUUAAGGAUCAGCAUGAGGGGAUGUUUGGAAAGAUGGAUUCGAUCGCGAAUCAUUAUGCGGCGAGGAGGGUUGUCAAUGGCAAUGGUGGGGCGACGGGUGCGGGCCCGGUGAAUAAGAAGAGGAAGUCGGAGGUGUUGUUGAAUGAUAAACCUGGUGGACGUGGUGUUGCUCGGCCCAUUGGAGCUGGAACGGGAGGGCAGCAGAAGGCUACUACUGGACAGGCGAGUACGGCGAGGGUCGUCAGUCGGGGGACGAGGAGCUCGGUCAUGGCUGCUGCAGCUAAACACGGUCUGACCGAGGAAGGGAGAGGAGAAGUUGAGGCGGAUGAAGAUGGGAGGAUUGGGAAGCGGGCGAGGGUAGUGUCGGGUGAUGGAGGGAUGGAUAAAGGAAUCAGGGUCUCGUUGGCUACACCGUCUAAGUCUGCGACAGAGCGCGCGAGGGAUGAGAAAGGGAAAGCGGCCACGAAGAGGAUGUUGGAGAGGAGGAGGGAGCAGAGGAGGAGCAGGGGUAGCAUUGGGGGUUGCGCUCAGAAGAUCAAGAACACCAACUCCCGCUUCGGUUUUAUAAACUCGGCCAGGACUAUGGUGAAGAAUGUCUGGGGCUUAGGGAAAUCGACCUCCAAGCCCACCGCUCCUGCUGUGGCGUCAUCCUCCAUUCCCGUCUCGAAAGGCGCACCGUCUUCCGAGGCCACGCACAGACGAACCGUCAGCAGGGAGGAGAACCCACUUCCCACAUCCAUCAGUGAACCUGCCACGACGACGGCCAACAUC
Molecule: messenger RNA, 3267 nt
Organism: Stereum hirsutum FP-91666 SS1
Lineage: Eukaryota; Fungi; Basidiomycota; Agaricomycetes; Russulales; Stereaceae
Exons: 3
Source: RefSeq, a predicted model, not a curated record